This is a messenger RNA of Sorex fumeus (smoky shrew), 1845 nucleotides long. It is a transcript of the gene CCDC27, whose product is annotated as coiled-coil domain containing 27. The coding region runs from base 1 to 1845 and encodes 614 amino acids. The transcript has 12 exons. Lineage: Eukaryota; Metazoa; Chordata; Mammalia; Eulipotyphla; Soricidae. The record is from RefSeq and is a predicted model, not a curated record.
AUGGCACCCCACUCAAUGGCCAGAGGCCUGGUGAUCCUGAAGAACGAAAACAGCAGGGUCGAGUUCCAGAUUCCAACAUGGAAACUCCGUCCGAGGCAGCAGUCCCUCAGCCAGUCGGCCAAGGCCUUGAGCCGCUACUAUAGGAAGAUGAGUGAGGUCAGUACUUUACAGGACACCAAGCCGCAGGACUUGGGCUUCAUGUCCCAGAUGGAGAGGCUGCAGAAGGCAUUUCUCAAGCGUCCCGGCUGCCCCCAGCUGAACACCAGAGCCACAUCCAUGUCCCACUGCGGUCUGCCAACGCGGGUGACUGUCCCCGAGGAAACAGGCAGAGGCUUCAAGUACCCCUGCAUGACCAAGGUCUCAGUCUCCUGUGAGAAGCUCCACAGGACAGAGAGUGCGGAGCAGCUCUUGCCCGUGAGUAAGAGUGCCUGUGAGCUCUCGUACCUGCGCAGGAGCUCGUCAGAGAGUCUCAGCCCAGUGAGCAGCAGCCUGGGGCUGGAGCACAGGGUCCCCCAGAAGAGGACCCCUUGGUACAUCACUGUCAUCCAUGACAAGGAGCACUGUCUGAUGAUGCUGGUGGAGGAGCUGCAGCGGUUUUCCAGGCUGGAGGCGCAGCUGCAAAAGAAAGACCAGGAGAUCCGGGAGCUGCAGGAGAAGCAGGAGCAGCUGAGGAAGCAGCUCCGGGCCAUGCUCCACACCAAGGGCCAGGAGAGCAGCCUGCUGCCCAAGGAGGAGGACCUGGAGGGUGGCAUCCCUAAAGAGUCGCUGCAAUGGGGCAGUGCUGGGGACUUUGGGCAGUGCCACCUGCACCCCUUCCCUGCUGGGCUCCUCCAGAUGCAGGAGGACGACAGCACCUCCCUCGAGGACGAGGACGACAGGGAGGAGGGCGACAGAGGCCUGGAGCAGGAAGUGUCCGACUUCAAGGAUGAGGACCUGGAACUGGGGCAAGACCUGGAUGGCGUCAGCAGAAGCAGUUUAGUCCUGGAGCAAGAGGAAGUGCUGGAUGAGGAAGAGGAUGAAGUGCUGGAGCUGGAGGAGGAGGAGGAGCAGGAAAUGCAGCACAUCAGGAGGUCCCUGGAGAUGGACCACGCGCUCCACGAGGAGCUGCUGGGGCAGCUGCAGGAGCUGGAGCAGGUGAUGCAGGAGUUCCAGGAGGAGCUGGAGGUCACCAGGAACAACUAUUCCCUGGCCACAGGGGCCAUCACCACACUGCUGAGGCAGGUGGAGUACCAGGAGUCUCAGCUACGGAAGGUGAACACGGAAAACGAGAAGCUGGAGAAGGAGCUCCGGGAGCGCAAGCACCAGCUGCGGGCCAUGUCUGACAAGUUCUCCAACCUCCGAGAAGAGAAGAAGCAGGUGGAGCUGCUGGGACAGACAGAGAAGGAAAACAUGCUCCUGCGACAGCAAGUGUCGAUGCUGGAGGAGGAGCUGCUGGCUCGGGACAAGACCAUCUUGGAGCUGAGUGACAAGGUCACAGGGCUGCAGGGACAAACGGAGCAGCAGCUCAGCCAGCUGCAGAGGUGGGGGCAGCUGCAGGAGGAGCUGCAGGCCAAGAUGGAGGUCACGCGGCAGGACGAGCAGCAGACGCGCGUGGCCCUGGAGAGCACCCAGGCGCGGCUGGAAAGACUGAGGAACAAGAUCCUGCAGGCCACCUUCAGCAGCACCAGCGUGAACAAGACCAUCACCGCUGAGAUCACGGACAGUGAUAUCCUCGAGUCCCUACAGACCAUCAUCAGCGAGAGAAGCGAGCACCUGGGCCAGCUGAAGCAGAAGGGGCCGCCCAGGGCGGCCCAACUGAACCAUUCGGAGUCAGGGAUCAAGGCCAAGAAGGCCACCAGCAAGUAG